Mollisia scopiformis is the source of this 585-nucleotide messenger RNA. RefSeq lists its product as uncharacterized. Lineage: Eukaryota; Fungi; Ascomycota; Leotiomycetes; Helotiales; Mollisiaceae. The coding region runs from base 1 to 585 and encodes 194 amino acids. The record is from RefSeq and is a predicted model, not a curated record. The transcript is spliced from 2 exons.
AUGAGUUCCUCAAUCCAAAGAUCCGACAUAUCUCCCUCAUUACAUAGCUCUCCUCCAGCAACUCCUUGCAGAGCUACAGAUCCUCUUUCUGAUGCUUUGAACAUCUUGUCGCCAGGGGACUCCUUGAACACAAAUCCAUCUUCUCAACUAUCGACUCCAAUAGAGUCGAGACCCGUCUCAGAGAUUGGCCGGCCCUCUUCUCCUCCUCCCAAUACUACCGGAGGCGCAAUCGACAACACCUCCUCCAUGAAACCGAACAGCAAAGCAAUCGAUAUCUGCUGCUCAGGACUGACUGGUAUUAUUAUCAAAAACAAUGAAAAUGCCGAACCGACAAUCGAAUCAUGCGACGAGGCCUCCCAAAAGCUCACGAAUAUACUCAAAAUCAAUGUCGAAGGAGAGGUAUUUCAGAUGCGUCGCAUGGCCGCCGAACUCCACUCGGGGUACUUUAAGCUUGCGCUUCUACCCACAAGUCCCUGGGUUGAAAAUUGGACUGGAACAUUCGACCUUGCUGGAUUCAACCCAGUUACAUUUCGGAUUUUCCAGUCUUGGGUGGAGGAGGGAAUGCAGAUGUUCCUCACAACAUGA